Messenger RNA from Yarrowia lipolytica CLIB122, 273 nucleotides. RefSeq lists its product as uncharacterized. Gene Ontology annotation, biological process: proton motive force-driven ATP synthesis. Lineage: Eukaryota; Fungi; Ascomycota; Dipodascomycetes; Dipodascales. Gene Ontology annotation, molecular function: proton transmembrane transporter activity. The record is from RefSeq and is a predicted model, not a curated record.
AUGUCUGCCACUCUCAACGUUCUGCGAUGGUCCGCCCUCGGUGCCGGUGUCGUCUACGGCUUCGUUCACAACCGAACCCUCUACUCCCAGGCUGAGAAGAAGGUGGCUGAUGCCAAGUUCAAGAAGCAGGAGAAGCUCAUUGAGCAGGCCAAGGCCGAGUGGGCCCGACUCCACCCCGCCCCCGUCGCCUCCACCGGUGUUGUUACCGAUAUCUCUGACGACAAGUUCGACAUUGAAGCCUACCUCAACCACGCUUUCCCCGAGAAGGCCUAA